AUGAGCGGAAGGGAUUUGUUUACAUUCAAUGCAGAUGCAUGCGUUGACGACGAAGAUGCGGAAGAUGUUGAGUUUGAACAUGAAGAAGAGAAUCCAGACGAGAAGGUAUUCGAAAUCGACAACAACUUCUUCAAAUUUGAAGGAAUGGAUGACGAUUUGGACGAAAUUGCUGCUCCGAGUGAUGCUAAUUCCAAUGUUACUGAUGGAUUAGCUCAAGGGGUCGCAGCUGUUGCAAUUAAUGAAGAGUUGUUCGAUGUUGACGAGGAAUUAGAGGGCUUGACUUCAGACGAAGAUGAGCCGAAGGCGUCUGCAGCGGUCAGCUGA
Messenger RNA from Cylicostephanus goldi, 324 nucleotides. The record is from the annotation of a GenBank genome assembly. Lineage: Eukaryota; Metazoa; Nematoda; Chromadorea; Rhabditida; Strongylidae.